Molecule: messenger RNA, 1689 nt
Organism: Penicillium waksmanii
Lineage: Eukaryota; Fungi; Ascomycota; Eurotiomycetes; Eurotiales; Aspergillaceae
Product: translation initiation factor eIF2B subunit gamma
Exons: 4
Coding region: 1-1689 (562 amino acids)
Biological process (GO): cytoplasmic translational initiation
Cellular component (GO): guanyl-nucleotide exchange factor complex; eukaryotic translation initiation factor 2B complex
Molecular function (GO): translation initiation factor activity; guanyl-nucleotide exchange factor activity
Source: RefSeq, a predicted model, not a curated record
AUGCCUGUCCCCGCUUUGGGCUUCCAGGCCCUCGUUCUGUGUGGACCUGGUGUCUCGCUCACGCUCGCUUCAAAGCCAGAAGAACUACCAAAGGCUCUCAUUAAUGUCGCCAAUCGACCCCUAGUAUUCUAUGUUUUGGAUUGGCUGAAGAGAUCUGGUGUCUCCGAUAUCACGUUGAUCACACCUCCCUCCGCCGCUCCUCCCCUCCAAGCUGCCCUCAAACAAAACCAAUACCUAACUUCCCUCCCCUCGCCAACCCCGACAGUCCUUGCGCCCAAGGACCUAGAAUUGGUUACCGGUACCGCCGAGCUGCUCCGUCUCCCCGAAGUUCAAAACUGCAUUAAAACCGACUUCCUCCUCCUUCCCUGCGAUCUGAUCUGCGAAAUCCCCGGCGAAGCCCUACUCGAAUCAUGGAUGGUAUCACAAAGUGCACUUGGUGGUUCUUCUACACGCGAAGGACGCUAUGCUGAUGGCCCUGUUUCUGGUCCGGGGGGUGAGCAAGGAGGUCGUCGUGGUGGGUUGGCUGUCUAUUAUCCAACACAGGGAAGAGAGGAGAGCGUCAAGGGCGAAGCCACUGAUUUUGUGGCCGUUUCGCCGCUUGGCACGGAUGAUGCGCCCGCUGUCAAUGGACCUCGAAUCCAGCUCGAUCAGCUCGUCAUGUCUAUGCCGAUGGAUACGGUGAAGGAGAAGAUGGAAAAUGACAAGGGCUUCCUGGUCCGUCAUUCACUUGUGGAGAAGCAUGCCCAGGUCAAGAUGCUUUCGACAUAUCGGGAUGCUCACCUGUACGUGUUCCCUUACUGGGUCAAGGAUCUUGCGCGCCAUCAAGAAAAGUUUCAGUCCGUCAGUGAGGAUCUGAUCGGCUACUGGGCCAAGGCUGAAUGGCAGCGAGGACUGGCGGAAAAGAUCGGAAUUAACAAAGUCCUGGCUCCCAAGGCCGAUGAUGCGGAGGAAAAUGGAAGCAACGACGGUGAAUCUCUGGAGGAAGAGAUUGAUCUCCAGGCCAUGAGCACCACCAAGAGUGGUUCAACCGUGACUCCCACUCUUGCUCAGGAUGAGCUUCCGUCGCCCACUUUCGCCUCGCGGGUGAAGGCCCCGUCUAAUAACAAAUCCGAAGAAGAGACCAAGAUCCCGCCAAUCCUCGCCUACGUGCAAAAGGGCUCCGCACCUUUUGUCCGUCGUGUUGACAGCUCCGCAAUCCUGCUGUCCACCUCUCUACGUCUUGCCAAGCUACCUUCCAUCGACGAGGUUGGCCGUCACGCCGCCUCCCCUCUCGCACAUAGCAAGAAGAUCGCCUACCCGGAGGGUGUACCUAAGCGUUGCACCGUGACGGAAUCCGACUGUCUGCUCGACAUCAACGUAACGAUUGAAGAGUUUGCCGUCAUUAAGGAGUGCUGCAUUGGCGAGGGUGCCAAGAUCUGCAAGGGCGCACGCUUGUCCAAAUGUGUGAUUCUGCCUUAUGCCGUUGUUGGUGAGAAGGCCGUUGUGACGGGCACUAUUGUGGGCCGACACGGCAAGAUCGGUCGAGAUAGUGUUCUCAAGGACUGCGAGGUUGAUAAUGGCUUCGUGGUUCCGGAUGAUACUGAUGCGAAGGCUGAGAAGUUCAUGCACUUUGGUGGCCUGGAUGGUGAGGAGGAUGGCAUGGACGUCUCUGGGGACUUUGAUGAUAACAGGUCCGACCUGGGCUUUUAG